This is a messenger RNA of Lynx canadensis (Canada lynx), 1776 nucleotides long. It is a transcript of the gene ZNF784, whose product is annotated as zinc finger protein 784. The transcript has 2 exons. Gene Ontology annotation, cellular component: nucleus. Gene Ontology annotation, biological process: regulation of transcription by RNA polymerase II. Bases 14 to 982 code for a protein of 322 amino acids. Lineage: Eukaryota; Metazoa; Chordata; Mammalia; Carnivora; Felidae. The record is from RefSeq and is a predicted model, not a curated record. Gene Ontology annotation, molecular function: DNA-binding transcription factor activity, RNA polymerase II-specific; RNA polymerase II transcription regulatory region sequence-specific DNA binding.
GCCUGGGCACAAGAUGGCUGCCGCGCGCCCGGAGCCCCCGAGUCCGAGCUCAGCGGCCCCGGAGCCGCGAUCCCCGGAGACGCCGGACCUGGUCCUGGUGCCAGAUGAUGGCCGGCCCGCCACACCCCCGAGUGACCUCAUCGAGAUCCAGGUGGUGAAGGUGACGGACACCACGCUGGUACCUGAGCCCCCGGAGCCAGGUUCCCUCCACUGUGCCUUGUGCCCAGCUGCCUUCCGGCUGGUGUCUGAGCUGCUGUUCCACGAACAUGGCCACCUGGCGGGGGCUGAGGGCGGCGGGCAGGGUGGGGACCCCAGCCGGUGUCAUGUGUGUGGCCACAGCUGUCCGGGCCCCGCCAGCCUCCGCGCGCACUACAGCCUGCACACGGGGGAGCGGCCCUACCGCUGCGCCCUCUGCCCCCGGGCCUUCAAGGCCCUGGCGCCUCUGCUGCGGCACCAGCACCGACACGGGGUGGAGCCGGGGACCUCUCGGAGGCCCCCGGAGGCGGCGGCGGCUCGGGAACAGAGGCCCGGGGUGCCCCAGGAGAGGUCGGAGGUGGUGAUGGCGGCGGCGGCAGCGGGCGCGGCGGUGGGGAAGCCUUUCGCCUGCAGGUUCUGCGCCAAGCCGUUCCGCCGCUCGUCAGACAUGCGCGACCACGAGCGGGUGCACACGGGCGAGCGGCCCUACCACUGCGGCAUCUGCGGCAAGGGCUUCACCCAGUCCUCGGUGCUCAGCGGCCACGCGCGCAUCCACACCGGGGAGCGCCCCUUCCGCUGCGCCCUGUGCGAUCGCACUUUCAACAACUCCUCUAACUUCCGCAAACACCAGCGCACCCACUUCCACGGGCCAGGGCCAGGGGUGGGGGACUCUGGCAGCCAGCUGGCCUCCGGGGCCGAGGAGCCAGGGAGUGGCUGUGGGGCAGGAGACGGUCUGGAAGAAGGCCAAGGGGAGACGGCAAAGGUGAAGGUGGAGGUCGCCCAGUAGGCUGGGAGAGCAGGGACAUGGGGGCAUCAACGUGGGAAGUAGGAGGCACAUUGCAAGGGAGGGGGUGGGUGGGAAAAGGAGGCAGGAGAGAGGAGAUGGGGGUAGAGGUGAAAAGAGCUAACAGUGAUGGCCAUGAGCAGCUAGUACAGGAGAACAGGUUUCGGGACACCCACAAACCCAUACAGCACCUCCAUGAGACUCAGAAAGGCACAGACACAGACGUGUGGAUGCCCAGGUAUGUGUGAGGAACACAGGCUGGUUUUCACUGCCCAAGCUGCCUGCUCGUUCGGUUGUCCUCAUGCAAGACACAGUUUGUCCCCACAGAGCCUGGGCACCAUAGAGGGUGAGCCAGGGUCGAAUGGAAGGGGCAGAACUGGGGUCAGUCCUUCAUCUACAGAACCCUGGACUAUCUUGGGGGCCUAGGGUGGACCAGGAUGGAACCUUUUGCCUACCUCACUGGAUUGCACUGAACCUGGGAUGCCUACCCACCCUCAGGCAGAAGACACCUGCCAGGUCCUCCAUGAAGAGACUCUGGGAUCCCAUCACCUCGAAGCCAGAGGGUCCCCAAGUCCUAGCUGAGAGCACUUGAGCCUCAAGGAUGUAAGCAUGACCCUAAGGAUCUUGACUCUAAGAGUUGCUCCCUGCUCCCAUGGUGGGCCCUCCUUAACCCACUGACUCUGAGGCAACAACAUUACAACAGACAGCAAACAGCCACCUAAUACCCCCAUCAUAGGCCUUUAGGUUCAGAGCCCAUGGCCCCCAGGGCUACAGAGUAGCCUCGGUUUUCUCUGAUC